Penicillium canescens is the source of this 2025-nucleotide messenger RNA. RefSeq names its product Zn(II)2Cys6 transcription factor. Gene Ontology annotation, biological process: positive regulation of transcription by RNA polymerase II. Bases 1 to 2025 code for a protein of 674 amino acids. The transcript is spliced from 4 exons. The record is from RefSeq and is a predicted model, not a curated record. NCBI's taxonomy places the organism in Eukaryota, Fungi, Ascomycota, Eurotiomycetes, Eurotiales, Aspergillaceae. Gene Ontology annotation, molecular function: zinc ion binding; DNA-binding transcription factor activity, RNA polymerase II-specific; transcription cis-regulatory region binding. Gene Ontology annotation, cellular component: nucleus.
AUGACGCACUCAUAUCAGUCCCAGACCCUGUCGGGUUUCCUCGAUUCAAUGCAGCAGGACGAAGCCUCGGCGUAUUCCUUGUUUGGCCCGACCUCAUAUCCUGAGAGCGUGGCAUUCUGGCACGAUCCUUCCGCCCCGGCGAUGGCUGUGGCCCCCUCGUACACAUCCAAGGAAGCAUCCCUGCUCAACCCACUCGACCAGAAGAAACACAAGCGCACUCGAAGCGGCUGCUUCACCUGUCGCGCACGCCGGAUCAAAUGCGACGAGACCCGUCCGCUCUGUGAAAGGUGUAGGAAAGGGUCGCGCGAGUGUGUCUAUCCCUCGUCAACAUCGUCAUCCAAGGGUAGCGUGCGGACUACAGCCAAGUCGCGCGCAGGUCGUCCACCAUCGCAAGGGAGCGACUCGUCUGGAAAGUACGAGGUCGAGGCUAUAAGCCCCCUAGACCCCAUCAUCGACGAAGAGGAACCCGACACUGCCAUAUCCGAAUCGCGACCGUCACCUCCCGCAACCACAAGGCCGGACUUACAUAAGAGCCAAAGCUCGCAAUCUCUCCGGAAGCGCAGUAUCAAGCACACGGACGCUGGUUCGUUCAUCAAAGAACAGAGUAGUUCGCCGUCGACUGAGUCGUCGCGCUUUGAAUCGAUGAGCACGCGCUCGGGUAGCAUCGGACAUUCCACAGCUGAAAUGAUCAGCAAUGCGCGCCUUCCAGACGAUCUGCGAUUCUAUUUAAAUUUCCACCAGGAAUUCCUGACUACGCCGCAUUUCUUCUUAAGGCAGAGUUGCUCCCGGUUCAUUCAGUACAGCCUUAUUGAGCUCGCGUUGCAGUAUGAGCCUCUUCUCUACGCUCUGUUGUAUACAUUCCUGAAAUAUUAUAAUAAAGCCUUGAUUCUCCUUCGGAAAUCACUGGGCUCGGGGGAAGAACACAGUGAGGCGACACUGUGCACUGUUCUUGUCCUGACGACCUUCGAGGAGUACAUCGGCGACUGGAUGAACUUGAUCGACCACCAUCGGGCGGCACAUGCAUUGAUGCUGGAAUUAUUGACACCGGAGUCCGCCAACGUGAAUGAGCUACAUACAAACAUCUUCUUAUGGUAUGCCCGCUUCGAUGUAGUGGUUGGAAUCCUGGCCGGCACCGAAACAGUCCUGAAUCGAGAUUGGUACCUUCUAAAGGAGCAGUACGACGCCGACCAAGCCGCCAUCUACCCCGACGAACCAUCAAAACAACUUGCCCUCGUGGCAUCUAUCAACAGACGCUUCGGUCUUGACAUGGCCUCGCUAUAUGCAAAAUUGUCCCGCGGCAUGGUCUCGAUGGAGCAGUUCGCGGCACAAAACGAACAACUGGGCCUGAUGAUAGAGCACGCAAAAGCGAUUCUACGGACAUUCGACGAUUAUGAAUAUAAAGUGCAGGAGUUCCCCCACCAGCUUCCCCUGACCGAAGAUGAUGUUACGGAUCCGUACGCUCCUGGAGGUCUGCACCGUGGCCCCUUGUGGGACUUCAAUUAUGCCUGGAUUGACAUCCUCUCUACCGAGACAAUGUAUCGAUACCAGGCCAUGCUGGUCUUGGGUCAAAAUCAACUGCCAGAUUUGCAGGAGUUGGCCGAAGAGCAGUGCCGUUUGAUUGAGACGAUGGAUCGCUGGCCACACAAGGAUAAUGGAUACUGUAUCAUGUUCAAGAACAGUAUUGGAAUCGCCAGCAUGUUCCUUCCAAAAGAGCGCAAGUAUCAGAUGUGGUCCCGGCGGAAGAUGGCGUUGAUGGAGCAAAAUGGAUACUUCAUCACACCUCGAUUCCGAACCGCUCUCGCUGCCAUCUGGCAAACACCAGAAAUCGAACAUUGGUGGCUUCCAAAUGAGGAAGGAUACACAGAUAUUAUCCGCGAGAUUCGUGCUUUGACUGCCGAACGUUUGAGCCAGCCCAGGGAUGAGCUCCGCGAGAACGUUCGUGACAUGAAGUACAUGUUUCGUGGGAUGAACUUGGAUGGCCGUGAAGAUGAAAGUCCUUCCAGUACGAAGAGUGGUCAUCCUUAA